Cynara cardunculus var. scolymus (artichoke) is the source of this 1430-nucleotide messenger RNA. Its product is annotated as enoyl-[acyl-carrier-protein] reductase [NADH], chloroplastic-like. Gene Ontology annotation, biological process: fatty acid biosynthetic process. The transcript has 13 exons. NCBI's taxonomy places the organism in Eukaryota, Viridiplantae, Streptophyta, Magnoliopsida, Asterales, Asteraceae. Gene Ontology annotation, molecular function: enoyl-[acyl-carrier-protein] reductase (NADH) activity. The record is from RefSeq and is a predicted model, not a curated record. The coding region runs from base 103 to 1281 and encodes 392 amino acids.
UUGGCAAAAUCGACUCCAUCUUCUAUCUCACGCACACAACAACAGACAUAGAUCCACCUUUGAGCUUUGGCGCCUCCUGUUGCAAAAUUGCAUAUACCGAAAAUGAUGGCAAUUGGUGCUUCUGCCCUGCAAAUAACUGCUGCAAGGCCGUCCAUUUUCCUUACUCAACGAAGUCUCGGGGUUACUAUGGCAGGUGUUGUACAUGAAUCUGAUAGAACUUUCUCAUCUAAGCUUACCAGCUCUUGUCAUGUGUCGUCUGUGCUAAAGCUUGAGAAAAGUUUCACAACUAGUCGACCACGAUUUGAGAAGUUUGUUACAAGGUCAAUGUCUGAAGCUUCUGAAAGCAAGUCUUCAUCCCAGCUGUCCAUUGAUUUGAAAGGCAAAAGGGCAUUUAUUGCUGGUAUUGCUGAUGACAAUGGAUAUGGUUGGGCUAUUGCAAAAUCUUUAGCUGCUGCAGGUGCAGAAAUUCUUGUUGGGACAUGGGUGCCUGCUUUAAACAUAUUUGAAAUGAGCUUACGGCGAGGGAAAUUUGAUGGAUCACGUGUGUUGCCAGAUGGUUCUCUGAUGGAGAUUACUAAAGUUUAUCCUCUGGAUGCUGUCUUUGAUACCCCUGAGGAUGUACCUGAAGAUAUAAAAGCAAACAAACGUUAUGCGGGAUCAAGUAAAUGGACUGUGCAGGAAGUUGCAGAAUCAGUAAAGCAAGACUUUGGUAGUAUUGAUAUUCUGGUGCACUCGCUUGCCAAUGGGCCAGAGGUUAUGAAACCUCUGUUGGAGACAUCCAGGAAAGGUUAUCUAGCUGCAGUAUCUGCAUCAAGCUAUUCUUAUGUUUCUUUGCUCAAGCAUUUCCUUCCAAUUAUGAACCCCGGUGGUUCCUCAAUCUCUCUUACAUACAUUGCUUCUGAGAGGAUCAUUCCAGGGUAUGGUGGGGGUAUGAGUUCAGCAAAAGCCGCACUUGAGAGUGACACCAGAGUGCUUGCUUUUGAAGCAGGAAGAAAACAUAAAAUCAGGGUCAACACCAUAUCUGCAGGUCCACUGGGAAGCCGUGCUGCUAAAGCAAUCGGCUUCAUAGAUACGAUGAUUGAUUACUCUUUUGCAAAUUCCCCCCUACAGAAAGAACUAUCUGCAGAUGAAGUGGGGAACACUGCUGCAUUCCUGGCAUCACCAUUGGCUUCUGCCAUUACGGGUGCUCUUAUAUACGUAGACAACGGGCUGAAUGCAAUGGGCGUGGGAGUUGACAGUCCGUUGUUUAAAGAUCUUAACAUUCCAACGGACAAACAUUAGCAACAUACAGCAGGCAGGUUUGUGUAGAGAAUAAAGUUUUGAAGUUCCGGCUGGUAGAUUUAGUUCUUUGUGGUCUGUAACUUAAUCGACGAUUAUGACAACUUAAUCAUGUAAAAUUUGCAUAAAAACUUAUUUUUAAAUUUGAACAA